ACCAUCAACUUCAACAGAAUCCUUACCCACCAGUCGACCUAGGGCAUCUAGUACGGGUAAAAUGGACUAUCAUGCUCGAAUGGGACUGUCUUCAUUAUGGAAAAUGCAAUUGGAUACCUUACAUGAUGAUUUAGCCGAUUCUCCUUCUGCAGAACCUUCGCUUUCUUUGGGUGAUUCUGAGUUAUUAGCCAAUAUGCUUCAUCAUAAUCCUGGCUAUCAAGCAGAUAUAGAGAGUAAUCAAGCCAACAGUUUUAUUCCUAUUCCAACUAGAUCUGUAUCUACAUCAACCAUGGCUAAUUCUCAGCUAAAUGUGUCUCGCUCGUUAUGGAUUGGAAAUAUGGAUGGCUCAAUCACCAUGGACGAUUUGACUAGCUUAUUUUCUUUCUAUGGUCCUAUUGAAAGCAUACGUUUAUUGUUAGAAAAAGAAUGCGCCUUUAUUAAUUUCUUUCAUGUUGAAGACGCUGUUCGUGCUAAAGAAGAUGUCUUGACUAAUUUAGGGGGAAGAAUAGGGUCUUGUAUCAUCCGUAUUGGGUAUGGAAGAGCAGAAAAUACAUUGACUCCUUUUUCUAUGCAUUCACCAGCAACAACGCUUAUAGAACAACCUGUUGUCUCUCAACCUACUCGAGCUCUUUGGCUAGGCAACUUACCUUCAGGUGCUACACAAUCUGUUUUACAGAACAUCUUUUGUUCGUUCGGGACCAUUGAGUUCAUUCGAGUAUUGACUCAAAAGAAUUGUGCCUUUGUGAAUUUCGAAACAGUUAAGAGUGCAAGUACUGCUCGUGAUGCUCUCCUGCAACACGAAUUGAGCGUAAAAGAGCUUUGGGGUAUUCGAUUAGGUUUUGCCAAGGUGCCUUUAAGUAGUAGCAGCACAAAGACAAAACCAUCUGUUUCUUACGUUGACACCUCGCUUGAAGAUGAAAAUAUCAAUCAAGAGAUAUGGAUCAUGAUGAAGGAAUUAGGAGCUAAUGAGAAUGCAAAAAGCAUUGUUAAAGCCUUUCAAUCGUUCUCAUAUCAUGAAUCGAUCCCUUCUGUGCCUGAAUUUGGAUUGAAAAGGAAACAUGAUACAGUCAAGCUGAGAGAAAUAAGAAAAAAACUAGACACGUUUACGACAAAAGAAGACACUAAAUACGCUGAUGCGAUUGCUUUAGAUUGUAUGAACGAAAUUGCAGAAAUAUGCAGUGAUUACAUUGGAAAUACUGUUGUUCAAAGGCUGUUUGAAAAGUGUUCCGAGAAUUUAAAGACCAUCAUGCUUGAGACAAUAGCGCCACAUUUGGCUGCUUUGGGUGUUCACAAAAAUGGCACUUGGGCAGCACAAAAAAUCAUUGAUUCCUUAACAACGCCAAAGCAGUUUCAAAUGGUAUUUUCUCAUAUUCAACCUUAUGUACCGCCUUUGUUACUCGAUCAAUUUGGAAACUAUGUGGUUCAGUGUUGUCUGAGACUUGAAGGAGAUACUCAAUUCAUUGUCAAUGCUAUGGUUGAAAAAUGUUUUCAUAUUGCUCAAGGAAGAUUUGGUGCAAGAGCUAUUCGAGGUAUUCUUGAGGGCGAUUUGAUGAACCCUUUUCAAAAGAUAUUCGUUUCUGCUGCUUUAUUACAAAAUGCAGUGUUACUUGCUACACACUCUAAUGGAGCCCUUUUAAUAUCUUGGUUUAUGGAUUGUCGGUUGAUGGAGAAUAGACAUAAAUUGCUGGCAUCACAGCUCUCAUUUAAUUUAGCCCAAGUAGCAACUCACAAACUUGGUUCCCAAAUAUUACUCAGGUUGGUAAACCAGAACAUAGAGAUUAAAGCCAAGCAAUACAUCUUAAAUGAGUUACAUAAUCAAGAGACUCUGAAAGAGAUUGUAUCAGACCAUACGCGCGGCUUGAGCUUUGUACUUAAGGUGUUGUCGAGUGAAUAUACAACAGUAGAAGAGAAAGCAGAUCUGAAAGCAGCAGUGUGUCCCAUAUUAAAGCAACUUCAAGGUGCUGAAUUUAGAAAAGCAUUGGUUGAAAUCAGUGCUUUAAAAUCGGUGAAGACAGUUCAAUGAUAUGCUUCUCUUUUUCUCCUUUUUUUAAUUUGGCCGCAUAGACAUUCUCCUUUGUAUUUCCCUAUUGAAAGAGUGACGUUAUUUGGAUCACAAAAAUAAAUGCCUCCUACCAUCCUUUUAAAGUGUAGUCUCCACUGCUUAAACGCAGAUGUGAACCGUGGAUAGGUAGACGACGCUGCUUAUGCUUUCUCUUUUUUUUUCUGAUACAUAUAAACUUCAAUGCACAGUCAGUUAAGAAAAAAGUGACAUUUUAGAUUGUAAUCCUCAUUCGCUUUGCUUCUACCUAACC
Messenger RNA from Gilbertella persicaria, 2312 nucleotides. Its product is annotated as armadillo-type protein. Bases 62 to 2023 code for a protein of 653 amino acids. NCBI's taxonomy places the organism in Eukaryota, Fungi, Mucoromycota, Mucoromycetes, Mucorales, Choanephoraceae. The record is from RefSeq and is a predicted model, not a curated record. The transcript has 7 exons. Gene Ontology annotation, molecular function: RNA binding.